Molecule: messenger RNA, 264 nt
Organism: Capronia epimyces CBS 606.96
Lineage: Eukaryota; Fungi; Ascomycota; Eurotiomycetes; Chaetothyriales; Herpotrichiellaceae
Product: 2-methylcitrate dehydratase
Exons: 1
Cellular component (GO): mitochondrion
Molecular function (GO): lyase activity
Source: RefSeq, a predicted model, not a curated record
GGUUUCUACGAUGUUCUAUUCAAGGGCAAGAAACUCGAGUUCCGGCAUCCUUAUAGCUCCUAUGUCAUGGAGAAUGUCCUCUUCAAGGUGUCAUACCAUGCUAAAUUCCACUCCAGACCGCCGUUGAAGAUCAAAGAAAUCACCAACCGCACCUACGAGACCUCCAUUCGAAUCAUCGAUAAGCAAUUCAAGCCUAUAGACAACCUUACUGACCGAGAUCACUGCGUUCAAUAUAUGGUUAGAGUCAUGUUGGCGUUCAACCGC